Molecule: messenger RNA, 4173 nt
Organism: Hemibagrus wyckioides
Lineage: Eukaryota; Metazoa; Chordata; Actinopteri; Siluriformes; Bagridae
Gene: ppp6r3
Product: protein phosphatase 6, regulatory subunit 3
Exons: 26
Coding region: 530-3238 (902 amino acids)
Cellular component (GO): cytosol; nucleus
Molecular function (GO): protein phosphatase binding; protein phosphatase regulator activity
Source: RefSeq, a predicted model, not a curated record
CCGUAUGCGAUGUUAUUUUUGUUUAGUUAACAAUGUCAACAUUUGACUCGCCUGGAUGUGUUUUUAAAGCGUUAGAAUGGACAUGCCUGUAGACCAAUCAGCUUCCAGAACGAGGUUUGAUUGGCACCACGGUAGCCGUGCUGUGGGGGGAAGGAGGUUGACGACGCCGCCAUCUUGAAAAGUGCCGUCUUGAUGGUGUAGCUAUCUAUAUUUUUUGGCGCCUGUCAGAAUCUGUUGUUAUCGUCAACAGUUUAUUUUUCACCACUAUCUGUAUGUUUGUACUUUUUAAACAUUUUUUUGGUCACACUUUUAUCUUAAAGAGUUCCUCCGGAGCUUCAUGUCGGGAUCUUAAUCACUCUUAAUCGGUGUGUGUUGAGGUGCGUGUCGUCCUUCAGCAUCUCUCUCUCGCUCUCUCUCUCUCGAACCCACAGUGCCUGGAAUGGGCCAGAAGUCCCAAAGAGCUCCAGCGUUAUUUUCUUUUUAAUCAGAAUUUUUUUACCCUCUGAGCUCCGUCACGCUCAGAAGCGCCAUGUUUUGGAAGUUUGACCUGCACACGACCUCUCACAUUGACACGCUCCUGGACAAAGAGGACGUGACCCUGAGGGAAGUGAUGGACGAGGAGGACGUCCUGCAGGAGUGUAAAGCGCAGAACCACAAGCUGGUGGACUUUCUGAUCCGACCUCAUUGCAUGGAGGACCUGGUGGGAUUCAUCACACAGGAGCCCAGCGACAAUGUCGAGGAAAAAAUCAAAUACAAGUACCCAAACAUAUCCUGCGAACUCCUCACGUCAGACGUCGGGCAGAUCAACGACCGGUUAGGGGAGGAUGAGAAUUUACUCAUGAAACUGUACGGGUUCCUGCAGAACGAGCCGCCACUCAACCCUCUGCUUGCCAGCUUCUUCAGUAAAGUAUUGAGCAUCCUCAUUGGGAGAAAGCCGGAGCAGAUUGUGGAGUUCUUGAGAAAGAGAGAAGACUUUGUGGAUCUGAUGAUUAAGCACAUAGGAACCUCAGCCAUCAUGGACCUGCUGCUCAGGAUGCUCACCUGCAUCGAACCUCAGCAGCUCAGACAAGAUGUUUUAAAUUGGCUGAACGAGGAGAAGGUGAUUCAGCGGCUGGUGGACAUGGUACAGCCCUCUCAGGACGAGGAUCGGCACUCAAAUGCGUCUCAGUCACUGUGUGAGAUCAUUCGCCUGAGCAGAGAUCAGAUGUUCCAGGUGCAGGGUUCCUCAGAGCCUGACCCUCUGCUCGCCACACUGGAGAAACAAGAGACUGUAGAGCAGCUGCUGUCCAAUAUCUUUGACAAAGAGAAGAACGAAUCUGCAAUAGUCAGUGUGAUCCAGAUCCUCCUCACACUCUUUGAGACACGGAGACCAGCGUUCGAGGGUCACUUGGAUCUCUGUCCUCCUGGAAUGAACCACCCAUCUUUCUCUGUUAAUCAGAGCAUCCUCGAAGCAGUCAGACCGAGACUGAAAGACUUCCAUCAGCUUCUUCUGGAACCUCCAAAGAAAACAGUGUUAAAGACGACGUGGGGCGUUUUGGACCCACCGGUGGGAAACACGCGCCUCAACGUGGUGAGAUUGGUGGCCAGCCUUCUACAGACUAACACACACCUCAUCAACCAGGAACUCAUCAACCUCAACAUGCUGGGAAUCAUCCUCGAUAUGUAUUUCAAAUACAUUUGGAAUAACUUCCUGCACAUACAAGUAGAAAUCUGUAUAGCGAUGAUAUUAGCGAUGCCUCCGACCCACAACGACUCGGAGAUCAACAGAGACGACGAACAGGAGCCGGUUCGAGAAAACAUCCUCAUCACACACCUGUUUCAGAAGUGUCGGUUGGUACAGAGAAUCCUGGAGGCAUGGAGCUCCAAUGAGAAAGAGCAGGCUGAAGGAGGGCGUAGGAGAGGUUAUAUGGGACAUCUCACCAGAAUUGCUAACUCUAUAGUGCACAACAGUGAUAAGGGGCCGAACGGAGCUCAGAUUCAGCAGCUCAUUGCCGAGCUCCAGGAGGAUGAGCGGGAACGAUGGGAGGCCUUCACCUCAGGACAGUUAGCAGACACAAACAAGAAAAACACUGUAGAUUUAAUUAACACACAUCACAUUCACUCCUCCAGCGACGAUGAGGGUGACUUUAAAGACAGUGGCUUUCACCACGACUCGUCUCUGCAGCAGGCCUUUUCUGAUUAUCAGAUGCAACAAAUGACGUCCAAUUUUAUUGAGCAGUUCGGCUUCAAUGACGAAGAGUUUGCGGAUCAGGACGAUGUGGUGGAUAUUCCCUUUGAUAGAAUAUCAGACAUCAAUUUUUCCUUGAAUACAAAUGAAAGUGCGAACAUGGCUCUGUUUGAGGCGUGCUGUAAGGAGAAGAUCCAGCAGUUUGAGGACACAGGCUCAGAUGAGGAGGACAUCUGGGAUGAGAAGGAUGUGACAUUUGCUCCUGAAGCUCAGAGACGUUCCAGGAGCUCAGGCAGUACAGACAGUGAGGAGAGUACAGACUCUGAGGAGGAGGAUGUAAAGAGAGACCAAUUUGAGGCUUCAAACCCGGCGGGUGAUGACCGUAUGGAGGUGGACAGUGGAGAAGGCCCUGCCUGGACAGCCAAUUUUGAUGACGUUCCCAUGGAAACGGGAGGUUCGUUGGCCCCAUCCACUUCCUCUCCCUCCACAUGGAGCACGCCCACUAACACUGUCGCCACAGAAACUGGCUGGGCCAACUUCUCCAGCUUCACACCAGUCAGCCCCAAAGACCCCCUGAGGAGCAGCUCCCCAGUUGCCAUGGAGACGAGUGCAGAACCUGCAGACCCUCUGGGCGUUAACACAACUGCAGGAACAUCUCAGUGGGACGCGUCUCCACCUGUUCAGUCCAGAGGUUGUGAUGUGGACGAGGAGGCAGUGGUGGACCGCGUCACUGAGACAGUCACUAACGGCUCCAUGAAGGAAACGCUCAGCCUUACUGUAGACGCCAAAACCGAAACUGCUGUGUUCAAGAGAGUGUUGAAAUCCUAUCGUGAGGAGGAGAACACAUCUACCUCUGAAGACACAUCUGCCAAGUACACAGUGAGCAACAGCGAGGGUGAGAGGAAUGAGACAGCGAAUAACUGCCCCAAAUCAGGUGCAAAGCAUGUAGAAGAGAAAACGAAAGCUACAUGUGAGGUUCUCAACGGUCCUCUGGAGAAUGCAGCGGCCAUGGAGGAAGCCAAGACAGAGCAGUGUGCAUCAGAGGUGGCAGUGGUGAACGGCCCGGUGUGAUUGGGCGUGGCGGAUCAGGUGACCAGGACCAGCAAUAUUGAGUUAAACGGAACCUGUACAGAACCUUGGCCUGUAUGAAGAGGAGAUUAAACACCACAAUGAUUUUUUUUUUUUUUUUUCCCUUUUACAUUCGUUUCUACACUUCUUGUUCUUCUCUGAGGUGAUCUGUCCGAUAUCUCGCCACUCAAACGUUAACAGUACUGUUGCUAUAGUUACAAAGGAUUGUAUGAAUAAAAAUAUUUUAUAAAAGAGAAAUGUUAUUACAUAAGCGGAAAACUAAUUGGAACAUGUAGUGUGACCAAAAACACAUAAGCUGAUUAUUAUUAUUAUUAUUAUUAUUAUUUUCUCUUUUUUUAUGAUUUUUUUUUCUUUGGUAUUUAAUUUCCAAGUAAAAGAAGAAAAAAAACAGAACAGUGGCAGCGAUAAAGCAGACAUGUAAAUCUCAUUUUAUUCACAACGAUGAGGAUUUCGGGUUGCAUUUUAAAUCGGGGAACAGUUUAUUUUGUCACAGGUAUUAUAUUGUAAAUGUAUCUAGUGAGAUUUGAGCAGAAAGAAACCUUUUGCUAUAGUUUUUAACUUAUUGAGGCCGUGCUGUAAAUCUUCUUCCCUCUAAAAUGUAAACCCUGAAGCUCAGGUGGAGUCCAGUUGCAUGUAGCGAACGAGUGCGCACACACACACACACACACUUUCUCUCUCUCUCUCUAUCUCUCACUGGUGGCCUGUGGGGGGGAAAAAAAGGAAACGAAUCCUCCACGUUUUUUGUCUGCAAGUGGAUUUUUUUUUUGUACAUGCGAAAGGCCGCGCCGGAGCGAGAUUCCUCACAGCGCUUCAAUCUUGCAUCACCAGGCUCUCUUCUUUUUUUUCUUCUUUUUUUUGUUCAUCUCUCUCUUUUUUUUCCAUCUUUUUUUAAAAUAAAAUGCUAUCUUUACCAGCAA